AUGCCUAGCUUGCUUCGAAAGGUAGCCAUCUUUGCAGCAGUCGACGGACUGAUUCUGCAAUCGACCGGGAACGGAGUGCGCUAUAACGCGAAUAAUGAGUCCUCGUCGAUCCGUAUCGACUACAGAACAAACCGCAUCUCGUCCUGUUCGGCCCCCGCAACUGAUUUGAACGAGAGGAAGGAUUAUGCAGGCUUGGAGACAUACGGCAUUGUUGGCCUUUUAUCGGUUGCGUCAUAUUCGUUCCUAAUCACAAUCACCCAGCGGCAGCAGGUGGCUCAGAUUCAGGGCAAGCCGGUCUAUACCAUCGCAAAUGUCGCCGUCAUCCCAAUCUCCUCUCAUGCUGAUGCCAGCCAUGCGAUUAGCCAAGCGAAGGAGAGUCUUCUCCAAGGGAGGGAGGAUAGUGACGACACCGACACAUCCUCGGAAGCUACAGACGUAUCUGAUACAGGGACCGAAGACGGAGAGGUGGACGUCAGUACCACACCGACUUCGCCGGUGCGGGAAAGGCCUCACACUAGAACUGACAGCAUAAGCAGUAACGUCACGGAAACUGUGAUGGGUAAGAGGCCGCGAUUUGGACGUUUCGCCGCCAACUGGCUGUCGCGAAAGGCCAUGGGAUUGCCAGGGCUCGGCACUGCCGAGUUGAACCCGGACACGCCGGAUACGCCGCUGGUAGAAAUGAAGAAAGACGAUACUACUAGCAACGUUGCAGCUCGCUCAGCAUCUGCCGCCAACGAGGACGAGCCUGCAGCUGAAGCAAACGAUGGCGUGCCGCCAAAGGAGCAAGUAGAGCUACCUGCAACGACCAAACCCAUAGAGUUGCUUCCCAAGCUCCUGCGAUAUACGAAGUUGAUCUUCUCCUCGCGCAAUUUCUUCUUCUCCUACGACUAUGACCUUACAAGGUCUGUUAGCGCACAGCCUUCGGCACCGAAUGUGCAUCUACCGCUACACAAGGUUGCGGAUGAGCUGUUCUUCUGGAACAAGAAUCUCAUGGUCCCUUUUGUGACGGCAGAUGCACACCAGUUCGUACUGCCGCUUAUACAGGGCUUCGUGGGCCAGAGCGAAUUCACUGUGGCUGUAAAGCCCAGCUCUGACACUUCCGAGACCCAGUUCAAUGAAGCCUGUAUCCUCGGUGAGAAAGAGGAAGCUCAAGCUACGCAAACAGCCGGUGAGAAGCGGAACUUUCUCCUCACUUUGAUUUCUCGACGAUCAGUCAAGCGGCCAGGGCUACGGUAUCUCCGUCGCGGGGUGGAUGAUGAGGGCAACUCCGCCAACACUGUCGAAACGGAGCAGAUCCUAUCGGUUCCAGACUGGGACCCUUCCCAGAACACUUAUUCAUAUCUUCAGGUUCGCGGAUCCAUUCCAUUGUACUUUUCACAGUCGCCGUAUUCCUUCAAGCCGGUGCCUGUUCUCCACCAUUCAACCGAAAGGAAUCAACUCGCGUUUGAGCGGCACUUUCGUCACCUCAGCCGACGUUAUGGAAAGAUCCAAUCCGUGUCUCUGGUGGAUAAGCACCCUCCUGAACUCAAACUAGGAGAGCAGUAUGAGCGGUAUGCCCAAAGAUUGAACGAGUCCGGCGGUAUUGACAAUGUACCUAUUGGAUUCGAGUGGUUCGACUUUCACAACGAAUGCCGAGGGAUGAAAUUCGAGAAUGUGAGUCGGCUGGUUGACCGAUUGGCAACCACUCUUGGUGAGUUCAAGGAUACCAUCUUGAACAAUGGCAGCAUCCUCCAGAGUCAGACGGGCAUUGUGCGCACAAAUUGCAUGGAUUGUCUCGACCGCACAGGUGUCGCGCAGUGUGCCUUUGGGCAAUGGGCUCUUGAGUGCGAACUGAAAGAAGAAGGCAUCGAUAUCGACCUCGGCGGAGACUCCUCUACCCGAUGGUUCAACAUCCUGUGGGCGGAUAACGGCGAUGCAAUCUCGAAGCAGUACUCGUCCACAGCGGCCCUGAAAGGCGACUAUACCAGAACCAGGAAACGCGACUACCGCGGAGCUCUGAAUGACUUUGGCCUGACCUUGUCUCGAUACUAUAAUAACAUUGUCAACGACUACUUCUCGCAGGCCUGCAUCGACUAUCUACUCGGCAACGUCUCCACACAGGUAUUUUCGGAAUUUGCGACAGAGUUGCAAACUGCAGACCCCGGUAUCUCAGUUCACAAGCUCAGGCAGAAUGCCAUCGACACAAGUUGUCGCAUUGUCAUCAGCGACCAGUCCGAGGAGUUCUUGGGCGGUUGGACCAUGCUUACCCCUAAGCAACCAAACACCGUCAGGACUCUACCUUUUGAAGAGUCUGUGCUGCUACUCACAGACGCUGCGGUCUACAGCUGCCGGUUUGACUGGAACAUUGACAAGGUUCUCUCAUUCGAGCGAAUCGAUCUGCGCUCGAUCGUCCGAAUCAAAUAUGGCACGUAUAUAACAUCAACCCUGACGGAUGCACAAUCCGACGAACAGAGCAACAUCGGACUGGUAGUUGAGUUCCGCGAGGGCGACAACAACGCCCUCCGAGUCAACACACGCUCUCUUCAGAGCGAAGUUGACCCUAAAGCACUAGACAAUCAAGGAGGAGGCGUGGCCUCGUGGUUCACGGGCACGCAAAGACCAAAGACCCGCAUCAUGGCCUUUAAAGCCCUUCCGUUGUCAAACUCUGUGACGCAGACGCAGCGCCGUAAGAGCGUCACCGUGAGCGAGACCUAUUGGGUGCGGAAUAUCUGUGAAGAAAUUGAGCGGGCGAUGAGGGCUGGCGAGACGACACAGACGGAGGAGCCGGCUGAACCUCGGCCUUCUGUUAUCGAGUUGGCGGAUAUUAUAUCGUUGGCUGAUGCACGGAAGCGCACGGGGUACUUGGAGCACUUGGUGCAUGAUAUCAAGAAGAUGGUCUGGGCUUGA
Aspergillus calidoustus is the source of this 2886-nucleotide messenger RNA. Lineage: Eukaryota; Fungi; Ascomycota; Eurotiomycetes; Eurotiales; Aspergillaceae. The record is from the annotation of a GenBank genome assembly.